CGGGGCGGCCCCGGGAGCGCUGAGGGCCGGGAACUGUGUGUGGGGUCGGGAACCGGGAUCUGUGCGGGAUCGGGGUCUCGGCGGGUCUCGGCGGGUCUCGGCGGGUCUCGGCGGGUCUCGGCGGGUCUCGGCGGGUCUCGGCGGGCGGCGGCGCCAUGAAGUCCCGCUUCAGCACCGUCGACAUCCGCGCGGUGCUCGGCGAGCUGCGGCAGAGCUUGCUGGGAAUGAGGGUGAACAACGUUUAUGAUGUGGAUAACAAGACGUAUCUUAUUCGCCUGCAAAAGCCGGACUGCAAGGCCACGCUGCUGCUGGAAUCUGGGAUUCGCAUCCACGUGACGGAGUUCGAGUGGCCCAAAAACAUGAUGCCAUCCAGCUUUGCAAUGAAGUGCCGGAAGCACUUGAAGACCAGGAGACUGGUCAGUGUGACCCAGCUGGGGAUCGACAGGAUCGUGGACUUCCAGUUCGGAAGCGACGAAGCCGCUUAUCACCUGAUUGUGGAGCUGUACGACAGGGGGAACGUUGUCCUCACGGACCACGAGUACAUCAUCCUGAACAUCCUGAGGUUCCGCACGGACGAGGCGGACGACGUCAGGUUUGCCGUGCGGGAACGAUACCCCGUGGACAGUGCAAAAGCUGCUGUGCCCCUGCCAACCUUGGACAGGUUAACUGAGAUAAUAUCAAAUGCACCCAAAGGGGAACAACUGAAGAGGGUUCUUAACCCACUCCUUCCUUAUGGGGCCACUCUCAUCGAGCAUUGCCUUAUAGAAGCUGGAUUUUCUGGCUCUGUCAAAAUAGAUCAACACCUGGAAAAUAAAGAAAAUCUUGAGAGAGUGCUCUCAGCUCUAGAGAAAGCAGAAGAAUACAUGGCACUAACUGACAACUUCAGUGGAAAGGGAUAUAUUAUCCAGAAGAGGGAGAAAAAGCCAAGUCUGGAACCAGAUAAACCAGCAGAAGAUAUUUACACAUAUGAGGAAUUUCAUCCUUUCUUGUUUUCUCAACAUUCAAAAUGUCCCUACUUGGAAUUUGACUCAUUCAAUAAGGCAACAGAUGAGUUCUACUCCAAGCUGGAGGGACAGAAGAUUGAUCUGAAGGCCUUGCAGCAGGAAAAACAAGCAUUGAAGAAACUUGAAAAUGUCCGUAGGGAUCACGAGCACAGACUGGAAGCUCUUCAGCAAGCUCAGGAAGCUGAUAAGCUGAAAGGGGAGCUCAUAGAGAUGAACUUGGCCGUGGUGGACAGAGCCAUCCAGGUGGUCCGGAGUGCCUUGGCCAACCAGAUCGACUGGACCGAGAUCGGGGCCAUCGUUAAGGAAGCUCAGGCCCAGGGAGACCCCGUGGCCAGUGCAAUCAAAGAGCUAAAGCUUCAGACAAAUCACAUCACCAUGCUGCUGAGGAACCCAUAUGUGUUAUCUGAAGAGGAAGAGGAGGAGGAGGAUGCUGACGUAGAGAAAGAAGAAACAGAAGAACCAAAGGGAAAAAAGAAAAAGAAUAAAAACAAACAGCUGAAGAAACCUCAGAAGAACAAACCCUCGUUGGUGGAUGUUGAUCUCAGUUUGUCUGCCUAUGCCAAUGCCAAAAAGUACUACGAUCACAAAAGACACGCAGCCAAGAAAACUCAGAAGACAGUGGAAGCUGCAGAAAAGGCAUUUAAAUCAGCUGAGAAGAAGACAAAGCAGACACUGAGGGAAGUUCAGACAGUCACCACCAUCCAGAAAGCCAGGAAGGUCUAUUGGUUUGAGAAGUUCCUGUGGUUCAUUAGCUCAGAGAAUUACCUGGUUAUUGCUGGGAGGGAUCAGCAGCAGAACGAGCUGAUUGUGAAGCGGUACCUUAAACCAGGGGACAUCUACGUGCACGCGGAUCUCCACGGAGCCACCAGCUGCGUCAUCAAGAACCCCUCAGGGGAGCCCAUCCCGCCCCGGACCCUGACGGAGGCUGGAACGAUGGCCCUGUGCUACAGCGCGGCCUGGGAUGCCAGGGUGGUCACCAGUGCCUGGUGGGUCUCCCACAACCAGGUUUCUAAAACUGCACCCACAGGAGAAUAUCUCACUACUGGGAGCUUCAUGAUCCGAGGGAAAAAGAAUUUCCUUCCACCUUCCUAUCUGAUGAUGGGCUUCAGCUUCUUAUUUAAGGUGGAUGAAAGCUGUGUCUGGAGACACCGGGAAGAGAGGAAGAUCAAAGUCCAGGAUGAGGAUCUGGAAACGGUGUCCAGCAGUGCCAGUGAGCUGGUGGCUGAAGAAGUGGAGCUGUUAGAAGGAGGAGACAGCAGCAGUGAAGAGGAAAAAGCCGAGUGUGAGGAAGCUCCAGAGAAUGUGGAAGCAGCUCUAGAGGAUGUGGAAGCUCCAGAGGAUGUGGAAGCAGCUCCAGAGGAUGUGGAAGCCCCUCCUGAGAGUAACCGUGAUGAGGGCAUUGCUGACCUGGAGCAGGGAGGAGGAAACACACCUCCUGCUCCAGAGGGGGACUCUGAGGAGGAGGAGGAGGAUGGAGAAUCCGAAGAUGAAGUGGAACCUCCGGAGCCAAAGGGAGGAGGGAAGGAGGAGGAGGUGAAUUACCCAGACACGACAAUCGACCUGUCACACCUCCAGUCUCAGAGAUCCCUGCAGAAAAGCCUCCCCAGAGAGGAAGAGCCCAGCUUGAGUGACAGCAAGGCCCAGGGGCGAAGGCACCUCUCUGCCAAGGAGAGGAGAGAAAUGAAGAAAAAGAAGCAGCAGAACAACUCUGAGAACUCGGAGCUGCCCGAGGAGAAGCAGAAGGAGAUGGAGACACAGCCUCCCCCUGCUCCCAACAGCAGCAAGGGUGUUCCAGCCCCUCAGCCCAUCAAGCGGGGCCAGAAGAGCAAAAUGAAGAAGAUGAAGGAGAAGUACAGGGACCAGGACGAGGAGGACCGGGAGCUCAUCAUGAAGCUGCUGGGGUCUGCAGGCUCCAACAAGGAGGACAAAGGGAAAAAGGGGAAGAAGGGAAAGACAAAAGAAGAGGCAGCAAAGAAGCAACAGCAGAAACCCAAGGCCCCACGUCGUGGAGCAGGAGGGGGCAAGGAGACCCUCCCAGCAGGAAUCCUGCUCCACGAGGCACAGGACCCAGCCCUGGAGGAGCAGGAUGAGAAGGAGGAGCAGGACCAGGAUCAGCCAGGAGUGGAGGUAAGUGUUUGUCUGCAGCUCCAUAAGUGUGGAGGCCAGGGCUGUAUUCCCAUGGGAGCCCUCCAGGAGCCCCCCCUGGGCUGUUUGAACCCAGCUUAAUUGUAUUUUUUAAAAGUAACCUCCUUUUCUUCCUGCCCUGCUCAUCUCCACAGCCUCCAUUAAACCGGAGCUGGCUCCAUGGAUGUUUGUCCCUUGUUUUUGCCUCUGGAGGUGCUGGCACCCCCAGGAGAGGUGGCUCUGGGCUGGAGGAUGACACAGUGUGCAGGGCAGGUGGUUCUUUAGUUUAGAAGUUUCUUUACCUCUAAAAUUGCUUCCAACUUUUCUGUAAUGACAGGCUGUGGGUGUUGCCCAAGGCUGGGAAUAAGUGAAUUCCUUUAAAUUCUUUCAUGAAGGAGGAUAACAGUGUCUGUCUGGGGGGGAGCUGAUGGUGACCUUGUAAAGAUGUAACAACAUUUGGGGGUCCCAAAACUAAGAUCCAUCCAAUGAUUAUUUGACCCCAUCCUCUUCUCCCACCCCCCAGCCCAGUUGAGCAGAACUGUUACCUUGUGGAGGGGAGGAGGAGCAGGGGCUGGGAGUCAGAAUAAACCCGUGGGAUCUACCAGGAAUUACAGCACAGGAAUUGUUCUAGAAGUCCAAGUUUUUAAUUGUUUUUUUUGAAGACAGCUUAAAACAUGAUUCUCCCGCUUCUCCACAGCAGCAUGGCCUGUUCCUCUCCCCCAUGUCCCCUUGGAGCUGGGGCAGCCAAGGCAGCCCUGCCCUUCUCCGUGUCCCUCCACCCUUGGGGCUGCUCCAGGGGAGUUCCACAGGUACAGACACGGCUGGGAACAGGCUCAAGUACUUUCAGUUACACUCUCAGGGCAGAAUAUCUGCUACCUAAGGUUCACAAUUGAAGUUCCACAACAUAAAA
Messenger RNA from Pseudopipra pipra, 4038 nucleotides. It is a transcript of the gene NEMF, whose product is annotated as nuclear export mediator factor. NCBI's taxonomy places the organism in Eukaryota, Metazoa, Chordata, Aves, Passeriformes, Pipridae. Gene Ontology annotation, molecular function: ribosomal large subunit binding; tRNA binding. Gene Ontology annotation, cellular component: RQC complex. The record is from RefSeq and is a predicted model, not a curated record. Gene Ontology annotation, biological process: ribosome-associated ubiquitin-dependent protein catabolic process; rescue of stalled cytosolic ribosome. Bases 156 to 3230 code for a protein of 1024 amino acids. The transcript has 29 exons.